AUGAAAAUCAUACACGAAACAGGUUACUCUCAAGAAGAAUGUGAGCAAUAUCGGCGUGUUGUCUAUAGUAACACUAUUCAGAGUCUGAUGGCAAUAAUACGUGCAAUGGGUCCACUAAAAAUUAAUUUCGCCGAUCCAUCACAAACAGAAAUAGCACGACAAUUCUUCACUUACGCUUCUGCAGCUGAAGAAGGUAUCUUACUACCAGAAAUUGCGUUGCUCAUGAAGAAACUAUGGGCCGACGGUGGAGUGCAACAAUCAUUCUCCCGUUCACGUGAAUAUCAAUUAAAUGAUUCAGCCGCCUUUUAUCUGAAUUCAUUGGAUCGCAUUUCACAACCGAACUACAUACCAACACAACAGGAUGUGCUACGAACACGUGUCAAGACCACGGGUAUCAUUGAAACACAAUUCAGUUGCAAGGGUUUGCACUUCAAAUUAUUUGAUGUUGGCGGUCAACGUUCGGAACGUAAAAAAUGGAUACAUUGCUUUGAGGGUGUGACGGCAAUCAUAUUUUGUGUUGCUCUUUCUGGAUACGACUUAGUUCUUGCCGAAGAUGAGGAAAUGAAUCGAAUGAUUGAAUCCUUAAAACUUUUUGACUCCAUUUGCAAUUCGAAAUGGUUUGUUGAGACCUCAAUUAUACUUUUCCUGAACAAAAAAGAUUUGUUUGAAGAAAAAAUUAAACGAUCUCCAUUAACAAUAGCAUUCCCAGAAUAUACGGGACCAAAUACAUUUGAGGAUGCUGCUGGAUACAUUGGCAUGAAAUUCGAAAAUCUGAACAAGAGAAAAGAUCAAAAGGAAAUUUAUACGCAUCUAACAUGUGCCACCGAUACGAAUAAUGUACAAUUUGUUUUUGAUGCUGUGACAAAUGUCAUCAUAAAAAAUAAUCUUAAAGAUUGUGGACUUUUUUAAUAUUUUUAAUAUGAAAAGAAUAUUCAUUCCAUAAUCAGAUUUUAUUUUAAUUCCAAACUUGACAAGUCGUAUUCUAUUUUAAAUUCUACUGAUACAUUCGUUUUAAGAAGUUAUUACAUUUAACAUAAUAUAUACAAACUAUUUAAUAAUUAUAAGUUUACACUACUAAGUACAUAAACAAUGUCAUAUAUAUAUGUACAUAUAUAUGUAUAUUAGCUUAUACACUAAUAAAUGCAUUUUAUACUUUUAUUUUGAUUGCCACAAUUUAUGAUAAUGAAAUAUGAGAAAUAACAUUUUUUAGUUUACAUAUGCGAUUGUAAUUUUCUAUUUGUCAAGUGCUUUUUUGAAUACUACAGAAAGGUUAUGAAAACGCCUACUAAGCACUACUUAAUGUUAUUUUAAUAUAUUUAUUUAAUAAUAUAAAUGUUGCAUAGUAAGACAGUAAACUUACAGUAAGACGAGAGUAAGACACUUAGCUGAACAUUUAUGGUUAGUGUUUUGAGAAUAAAUAAUGGACAAAAUUAUUGUAAUACAAUUAAAACAAUAUAUGGAAUUGCGAAAUAAUGUUAUUAUUAUUUUAAACUUAUUCACAAAUGAUUAUGUUGGAUAGUAACUGUUAUUUUAGUUUGUUUAGUUUGGCAUUUGUUAAAUAUACAAUUUGUACACAAAUUAACUUUGCAAAAAUUAUUAAAACAAAAGCAGCUCAUUUAUCGUACGACGUAAGUCUUGUGCAUAAAUUUAAAU
Teleopsis dalmanni is the source of this 1653-nucleotide messenger RNA. Its product is annotated as G protein alpha i subunit-like. The record is from RefSeq and is a predicted model, not a curated record. The coding region runs from base 1 to 909 and encodes 302 amino acids. Gene Ontology annotation, biological process: adenylate cyclase-modulating G protein-coupled receptor signaling pathway. Gene Ontology annotation, molecular function: G-protein beta/gamma-subunit complex binding; G protein-coupled receptor binding; GTPase activity. The transcript has 4 exons. NCBI's taxonomy places the organism in Eukaryota, Metazoa, Arthropoda, Insecta, Diptera, Diopsidae. Gene Ontology annotation, cellular component: heterotrimeric G-protein complex.